AUGCAAAGGGUAUCCCAAACCUCCACAAUUUGGAGGAACAUAGCCUCUAAGGUCAGAAAAAACCUGUUUUCCAUCAACGACCCUUUUGCUGCGCGAUCUUUCUCUUUGGUUCCCAUUGCAGCAGCCGCCAAGAAAUUGCAUCAACCGGAGAUUCCGUGCGAUUUUCAGAAAUGGGGUUCGAUUGGAUUCAGUAGGACGUCGAAGUUCGCCUCUGGGUUCAACCCUCUGCAACCGAAGCCGUUGGAUUCUAUUGUAGAUAUCUACAGAUUGAAGGAUCGAUAUCCUGAUGAUAUUGCUUCUAUUUGGGAUGAUUAUCACAUAGGAAGAGGUCAUGUUGGAGCAUCUAUGAAAGCAAAACUUUAUCACUUGCUGGAACAUAGAGCUUCAGAAUGCCGAUAUUUUGUGAUUCCUUUGUGGAGGGGAAGUGGAUACACGACAAUGUUUGUUCAAGUCCAGACGCCACACAUGAUUUUUACAGGUCUUGAAGAUUACAAGGCUAGGGGAACACAAGCAUCUCCCUACUUUACUGUGACCUUUUACACUGAAUUUGCAGAGAGCAAGGACUUGGUACUGAUCCGCGGGGAUAUCGUAUUCACCAGCAAGCUUACUGAUUCAGAGGCAGAAUGGCUUUUGGAAACUGCUCAGUCAUUUUAUUUGAAUGACGCCAGGUACAAACUGGUUGAGAGGUUCAACAGAGAGACACGUGAUUUUGAGUUCAAAGAUGUCUUGCAAGUAUUGAACAUGCCUAUUUUGUAA
Molecule: messenger RNA, 756 nt
Organism: Sphenostylis stenocarpa
Lineage: Eukaryota; Viridiplantae; Streptophyta; Magnoliopsida; Fabales; Fabaceae
Source: the annotation of a GenBank genome assembly